Molecule: messenger RNA, 849 nt
Organism: Drosophila suzukii
Lineage: Eukaryota; Metazoa; Arthropoda; Insecta; Diptera; Drosophilidae
Product: fibroleukin-like
Source: RefSeq, a predicted model, not a curated record
AUGUGUGUUUUAGAUGUGGAAGUGGAUGAUGUGGAUGUGGAUGUGGAUGUGGAUGUGGGCAACGAUGGAGCUGAAAGGCUUAGCAGUUUGCUGAGCACACGCUCCGACUGUUUCGAGAACAUUAAGGGAAAAGAUAAAAUUAUAAGUGAUAGAGAUGAGGAGCUCGAGAAGAAGGAUCAAGUAAUCAAAGGCUUGGAAGAUCAUAUUAGAUCUGUUUCCGAAGAGCUAUAUGAGAUUACCGAUCAACUUCUGACCGCCAAUGGUACCGACCGAUGCCCCAUUGGCAGUGAAAGUGGCAUUUACAGAGUGAAAAUUCCCGGACUAAGGAACUUCGAGGCUGCCUGCAAUGAGGGAGGCUGGAUGACGAUCCAAAGGCGUAUCGAUGGAUCUGAGAACUUCACACGCGACUGGGAGAGCUAUAGGAAACUAUACCUGAUGACUGAUCAACGACCUUGUGAGCUCGUAAUUAAACUUGGCGACGCUAAUGGAACCACCAAAUAUGCCUAUUACGAUGGUUUUAAAAUCGGCAAUGAGGAGGCAUUGUACAAGAUAAUAAAUUUGGCCUUCCGUUCUGGUACAGCCGGGGACUCUAUGUUCUGGAACAAGAACAAGAAGUUCUCCACUUUCGACCGGGAUAAUGACCUUAUUCCUAGGGAUUGCGCCAAAACGCACAGUGGUGGCUGGUGGUUCGCUGAAUGUGGAUAUAGUUCGCUCAAUGGGAAGUACCAUGCGGAUGGCUUUGCUCCUCACCGAAACGGAAUUCAUUGGGGUACCGCUCAUGGCUACAAUUACACGGUUUCGCUGCUCUCCACUGAAAUGAUGAUAAGGCCAAAGAUUUGUAACCAUUAA